Molecule: messenger RNA, 925 nt
Organism: Prorocentrum cordatum
Lineage: Eukaryota; Dinophyceae; Prorocentrales; Prorocentraceae
Source: the annotation of a GenBank genome assembly
GGAUAGGCAUAUUGCCCUCCAUCAUUUUUGCGAAUUCGACUCAGUGAUAUCGGGGUGUCGAUGCUGCUUUCGCUUCGGUCUGCGACUAUCUUGUGCUGGCUGGCACUCCUGGGCAGGCAACAUGAGCAGUGUUGGCUCCCUCCUCCGCCUUUUCCAGUCGGAGCUCUUCGAUGAACACAUGCACAUGCUUUACCUACACCGCAUGGAGCAGCCCGGCGUCCAGGACUAUCUCGUGAACGAUCUGUACAAGAGAACGGACGACGACAUAGACUUCUACCUGCCGCAGCUCUGCCAAAUAGCGCUCCUGCGGUACCAGAAGUCGUCGCUGCACAGGUUCCUCCUGGACAAGGCAGCGCAGUCCAUGCACUUCGCCCUCAAGAUACACUGGCUCGUGCAGAGCGUUGUCGAAGACUCACAGCCCGAGCUCUGCGAGAACGCGUUGGCCAUGGUGAACAUGUGUGAGGCGGCCAUGGUGAAUUCAUCGGGGUCCAAGGCGACGGGGGCCAUCAGGACUCCGAAGGGGGGCUCGCCGGACAUCAGGAUUUCUAGGACGCGGUCCAGCUCGAACCCCGAUAUGCUCAGGGCGCCCGAGCUCGGCCAGGACGACGGCGCCACCGCCUCCGCCCGCAGGCCGAAGUCCCAGGAGCCGCCGUCGCCCGGCUCCCGCGGCGGGCCGGAGGAGCCCCCGGAGCACCACGGCCAGGGGGGGCCGCCGCGAACGGCGCAUCCCGCUUCCUCGUCGUCCCCCAGCCGGGGCGCUGCACUGCGGCACCUGACGGACGUCCUCUCGCGGGCACCCGACGGAAGGCUCCUCGCGCCCGAGGAGAGGGCCCAGGCGUUCGGCUGGCAGCCGCCGCUGCCCAACGCGUUCGCCGACCUGGGCGAGCCGGGGGGCAGCUGGCUGGCCUGUGGGCCGGACGAGGAG